AUGACGAUCAAUAAGUCUCAGGUUGACGAUUGUGCAUCGGAAAGAUUUGUCCGGUGGUCGGCGAUGCAGGGUGCGGAGGCUGGGGCGGUGGGCGGAGAGCAGGCUGUCACGUGGAGCUCGGGGCGCCGGCGCGGCCGGGCCGCCCGGGCGCUUGGCCGGGCUCGCGGCCGCGGCAUUCCCCUGUCGGCAGCCGGCCUCGUCGCUAUGUGCGCCGUCGCGCGGUCAGCUAUGCCCGUUGCGGCCGUUCGUCCACCGGCCCGAGCAUCUCGGUCCUGUCGAGAUCUUAGCGCCGCUGCCGGCGCCUCGUUGCUAGAAGCGCGAGGAGGCGCGGGCACGCCGAGGCGCGCGCCCGGCCGCCUGCUCGCGCUCAUGGAGCCACCUUGGGAGCUCGAACUCGAGCUGAGGAGGCAUAUCGAAACUUGCGCUUGUACCUGCGACCACAUGGGAUACGGGAACUAUAUGGACUACCAGGUGGCGCCGGCGGCGUGCGUGUGUCGCGCGAUCACCUCUCCGCACGCCCACGCGGCUGUACCGGAGGGCAUGACUUUUCCUGGUUCCCUCCCAGAUGUGGCGGAAAGAUGCGGUCCUUGGGCACAAGAUUCGGCAUCAGCGUCUGCGUCAGGAAGCUCUGACGAGAAGCCCUCACCGUCGCGGACACGUUGGCGCGUGGUUCUCAUACUGCUGUUAAUAUUGUGCGCAUUUAGCGGUGUACUAGCAUUACCACUUGCCCUCGGCGGCGGCGGACGCGCUACUCACGAACAACGACUAUCAACUGCUCAACACUUAUUACGUGUUUCUCCUUUAGUUGAUGGUCAUAAUGAUUUGGCAUGGAAUGUUCGAAAAUUCCUUCACAAUAAAAUUGGUGAUUUUAAUUUAAGCGGCGGUUUGGAAGGUUUGGAACCGUGGGCUCGUUCGCGCUGGUCGCAUACAGAUAUUCCACGGUUAAGGCUCGGCCAGGUUGGCGCGCAAUUUUGGUCAGCGUAUGUUCCUUGUGGUGCCAGUGAUAAAGAUGCUGUGCAGUUAGCACUGGAACAGAUGGAUGUUAUCAAAAGGAUAGUCGAAAUGAAUGCUGAGCACCUUGCUUUAGUUACAGACGCAGAGGAGUUGUUGGAUGCACAUCGUGAAGGACGAAUCGCCUCACUAAUAGGAGUUGAAGGUGGCCAUGCACUUGGGGAUUCUUUAGCCGUACUUCGUGCAUUUUACCAUUUAGGAGCUCGGUAUUUAACGGUGACUCAUACAUGUGAUACGCGAUGGGCGCGUUCCGCUGGCACCUCUGGUGGACUUACAGAGUUCGGACGCGCCGUGGUUCGUGAAAUGAAUCGUCUAGGAAUGAUCGUUGAUCUUUCACACGCCGGUGACGAGACUGCUCGUGAUGCUCUUGAAAUAUCGCAAGCUCCUGUAGUUUUUUCUCAUUCUGGAGCUGCAGCAAUUUGCAAUUCAACUAGAAAUGUCCCAGACGAUCUUUUACGUAUGAUAGCGGAAAAUGGGGGAGUGGUGAUGAUUAAUUUUUAUGCAAAACUUGUUACCUGUGGGGAACGUGCAACUAUAAAAGAUGUUGUCGCGCAUAUUAAUCAUGUACGGAGAGUAGCAGGAGUAGAACAUGUGGGUAUCGGUGCAGGAUAUGAUGGCAUUGAUGCACCGCCAGAAGGAUUGGAAGAUGUAUCACGUUAUCCUCACCUAUUAGCCGAGCUGCUACGGGACCCUGAUUGGAGCGAAGAAGAUGUGCGAAAGUUGGCGGGAAUGAACGUGGUACGCGUGCUUCAGCACGUAGAGAGAGUGCGAGAUCAAUGGAAGCGCGCUGCGGUUCAGCCGGGAGAAGAAACACCAGGCGCACGUCUCAGCGAGUGCGUGUACACGCCUGCGUGA
This is a messenger RNA of Melitaea cinxia (Glanville fritillary), 1866 nucleotides long. RefSeq names its product dipeptidase 1-like. Gene Ontology annotation, biological process: proteolysis. The transcript has 4 exons. The coding region runs from base 1 to 1866 and encodes 621 amino acids. NCBI's taxonomy places the organism in Eukaryota, Metazoa, Arthropoda, Insecta, Lepidoptera, Nymphalidae. Gene Ontology annotation, molecular function: metallodipeptidase activity. The record is from RefSeq and is a predicted model, not a curated record.